AUGCUUUUUAAAAAAAUUCAUUCUCUUAAAAUUAUAAAAAUAAAUUGCUUAAACAUAAUUCGAAGAAUUAGUAAAAAUUUAAAUAAGAUAAAAAGAAGACAUUGUAUUUUAAUAAAUAUAAAGAAUUGCUUGCUUAUGGGGAACUGCCAUUAAAAUUCAAUCAUUCCUAGUAUUUGUUAACAUGAUCAAAUUAAACAUGAAUAUUACAGUUAAUUUACAUCAUAUAGAAAAUAGAUUUCCUUAGUUAUUAAUAAAUCUAAAGGAAGCACUCAAAGCUUAAUAGAGGAAUUAUCAUAAAAAAUGAUAUAGUAUUAAUAAAUAACUCAUUAUUAUAUCUCUUUUGAAAGUGAAGAUUUUAUAUAUCAUCUUGAAAAUUUAAAUAACGCGUUUAAUUAGUCUAAUUAAAUUAUUGAACUCAGUCUCAAUUUCCAGAGGCUUUCAAUAAAAAAUAAUGGAUUAUAGAAAAUAGGGUAAUGCUUGUCACAUUGCUAGAAAGUUAAAAGAUUAGAAUUAUGUUUAGGGUCAAAUUAAUUCACUUAUUAAGGAAUCUAGUUAUUAUGUAACAAUAUUACAAAAUUGAAGCUGCUAGAAAGAAUCUUUCUUGAAUUAUAUAUAAAUUAAUUAGAGUCUGACUCAGUUGUUGACAUAGGGGAUGCUGUUGCUGAACUUCCUUGCUUAUUUUCUUUAAAAUUAGAUUUUUCUUUUAAUAAUGUAUAAUUUGAUGGGAUUUAAAAAUUUGUAAACUCAAUUAAUAAAUCAGACAAGCUUUAAUAUUUGGACUUAACUUUAGAUGUAAAUAACAUAUUAGACAUUGGAUCUUUAGCCUUUAAAUAGAUAGAAUAAAAAACACAAUUAACUUAACUCUCACUUUCUCUUUGUUCAAAUAAUAUUACAAAUGUUGAUCAGCUGAUAGAUUCUAUUUCUUAACUCUUUAACUUAUAUAAUUUAGUUAUAGAUUUAUCAUAUAAUCCUGUUAGCUCAAGUGUGGAUUAACUAGAAAUUGUAAAAAAACUUAAUAAUUUAAAAAAGCUAUUAAUUUUUAAAUUUAAGAUGAGAAUCACAGCAAAUCAUAGAUUUGCUAAAAAAUAUAUACAAUCAAAUUUUAAAAAACUAGUAAUCAUGUAGUUUAAUAGCUGA
Tetrahymena thermophila SB210 is the source of this 1137-nucleotide messenger RNA. Its product is annotated as kinase domain protein, putative. The transcript has 12 exons. Lineage: Eukaryota; Ciliophora; Oligohymenophorea; Hymenostomatida; Tetrahymenidae. The record is from RefSeq and is a predicted model, not a curated record.